AUGGGGGACGUUCCGCCCGGCGACGGCGACGCGAUUUUCCAGUCGCUAACGGGCUCUCCAAGCGACGUACCUUUUGGACUCGACAAGUCUGACCUCAUUGCCUCCAACGAACCCGACGAGAUUGAUAUCGGCGACAAUAUUUCCCACGAAAACCUCACCGGUAUUACAACAGACAAAUGGUUGGCCAGCGAAACCACGGCUGACAGUACUGUCGCCGACGAGACCAUGACGGACGAAAACGUGCGGACUUCGAAGGAAAUGGAUAUCGACAAUGACGAGCAAAUCCCAUCCGUUGAAGUCGACGAGGCAUGUACGGUCCCAGAAGCCGCGCCGGCCACCAUAUCAGCAGAUACCCCCGAGACACAAGAUACCGAGCUGCAGAGAUCCGAUUGGCCUACUUGCGAAUUCGAAAUUAUUCUCCCCUACUUGUCGCCAGAAGAGCGCGCACAGUAUGUCUCAAUUUCGAGCGACGUCGUUGAUGAGGUCGUCGAAAAGGUCGCAGGCCCUAAAGGCGAAGUGUGGUACAAGGCGGAGUUCACAGAUGGCCGGCAGGAUAUCAUACCGUUUGAGGAUUUACCUUCAUACGAAAACGGUCAGCUCGCUCUUUUGAGAUUCAACAACAGCAUGGCUGAUAACGGAUUGAGCAUCGCUGGUGAUAGCCGAGUUAGAAAGAGGUCCUGGCAGGAGGAUUGGGAUGAGUCGGUUGCCGACUCUGACACCGAUAUCGAUAUAACGCUUGACGGGGACAAUUCUCCCCGCCACUCUAGCCGCCAACGUAUCUCAACUCGGCGCCGAACCCUCCAGAAUUACAUCAUGGACUCUGAUGAGGAUGUUGGGCAUCGUCGCCCUAAACGUCAACGUACACUGCCGAGACGAAACACCCGUUACAGCUCGCGGGUUAUCUCGGACAACGAUCAUGAGGGCGAACCCCAACCGCAAGGUCGACAACUGAGACAACGCACUCAAAAGCAGCUCAAGCUGACGACCAUGGCUUUCGCUAAUUUACCCUUAAAUCGCGAUGACGAUAUGGACGAGCUGUCCCAAAACCCCCCUCGCCAUCAAUCCGAUGACGAUGAUGACUUUCAGAUCAUCACGUCGGACCUCUUGCCGAAGUCUUUUUCGUCUCGGCGCAAAAAGUCUAGGCGUCUCAAAGUGAAAGCCAAGGUCACCCAGAGACCUAAAUCACGAGGCUCAUCAAUCGAGUUCGAGGAUCGUCGCCGGUCUGGCAGAUCGACGAGAAACAAGUCCAAUAUGUUCGACGAAGCACUGAUGGACGAAGAAUCAUUUUAUAUUGAAGACACAGCACCAGUAAAUGCGCCCAGGAUCGCCAACAUCAAGGAAGUUUUCAAGCCAGUCGACCGAAAGUUACCUUUCCAUCAAUUUCACUCCAACCUCUGCGGGUCCUGCAAUGCCGGUCCUAAUGUCAAUAGGGGUCCAAUGAUUGGAUGCCAAGGGUGCUCUAUGUCGUUCCACAAAGGCUGUAUCGGAUACAGAUCGGCAAGAGAGCACAUCGUUACCAAGGUUGGCCAUGACGAUUUCGUUCUCCAGUGCAAGUACUGCAUUAGAUUCUACGAGAAGAAGGACAAAAAUAGUCCCCGGCACGAUCAUUGUCAACAGUGCAAAGGCGUCGGACGCUCGUGCGCCGCAUUCUCGCCAAAAAGAACUGCGAAGCAAGAAGAGAAGAUCCGUCUCGAGAAUGGUGGCGAAGAUCCCAUUACACCUGUGGACCCUGCCUUGGUCAACAAUGCAGACAAUCUGCUUUUCCGGUGCACUAUGUGCAAACGUGGCUGGCACUAUGAGCAUCUGCCUUCGUCUGAGAUGGACUCAGACGUAUCUGACAUUCGUCAACAACGUCUCUCGGAGUACUCCAUUGACUGGAAGUGCCUUGACUGCGGCACAAUAUCCGACAAGAUCCAGACAUUGGUGGCCUGGCGGCCUGCCAAAGAGAAGUCUCUCAACGCUGGAAAGACAUACAGUGAUUUCAGGGAGGAUGAGAAAGAGUACCUUGUUAAAUGGCAAGGCAAAUCCUACUUUUACUGCAGCUGGAUGCCGGGAGCUUGGAUCUUCCACAUCGCUGCAGGAGUAAUGCGCACCUCAUUUGCGAAGAAGGAUGCGAAUCAAAAUUUGUCACUGAAGUUGACUAAAGCCGAGGCAAUACCUCAGGAGUACCUUCUUGUGGAUAUCAUCUUUCAAGCCAAGGUGAAAGACACAGUAAGGGGGGGUUUAGAGGAUGAAAUGGACCGCAUUGGCAAUGUCGACAAGAUCUACGUCAAAUUCCAAGGUCUUGGAUAUGAUGAGACGGUCUGGGAUUCCCCGCCAAAAUCGGAUUCUGGAGAAUUCUACAGCGCUUUCAAGGCUGCUUACUACGACUACCUCACUGGCAAGUAUUUUAACAGCCCUCCUAGUGCCAAGAUGAAGGAGCGGGUGAACAAUUGGAAGGAUCAGCCAUUCGUCAAAUUGGACCAUCAACCUCCCGGUCUCCGUCGAGGUAAACUGAUGGACUACCAGAUUGAAGGUGUCAACUGGAUCUUAUGGAACUACCAUGAAAGCAAGAACGUCAUUCUUGCCGAUGAAAUGGGCUUAGGAAAGACGGUGCAAGUCGUCGGCUUGAUUUCAACUCUCGUCCAUAGCGAACCAAAGUGCUGGCCGUUCCUUAUUGUUGUCCCAAAUUCUACUUGUCCAAACUGGCGGCGCGAAAUCAAACAAUGGGCUCCAGAUCUCCGGGUUGUCACUUACCACGGCGGCAAGCAGGCACAGGACCUGGCAUAUGAGUUUGAGCUUUUCCCAAAUCGCUCUCACAACAUUAAGGCCCAUGUAGUAGUCAUGUCGUAUGACUCUGCCCAGGACGACCGGACGAAACACAAGUUCAGCUCAGUUCAGUGGGCUGGCUUGGUCGUUGACGAAGGCCAGCGACUGAAGAAUGACAAGAGCCUUCUGUACACGGCGUUACGCUCCAUGCGUUUUCCUUUCAGGCUUCUCUUGACGGGUACACCUCUGCAGAACAACAAGCGAGAACUUUUCAACUUACUGCAGUUCGUUGACCCGACUCAGAACGCAGAGAAACUCGACGAGGAGUUUAAUGAGCUGAAUGGACAAAACCUGCCUGAGCUGCAUAGUCGAAUCAAGCAAUACUUCCUUCGGAGAACGAAAGCCCAGGUUCUGAAGUUUCUACCUCCUAUGGCACAAAUCAUUGUUCCUGUCUCUAUGUCAAUCUUGCAGGAGAAGCUUUGCAAGUCGAUUAUCGCCAAAAGUCCCGAUCUAAUCAAGGCCAUAUUUGCAGAUGACAAGAUCAAUAAGAGGGACCGUGGCAGCCUGAACAACAUUCUUAUGCAGCUCAGAAAGUGCCUUUGCCAUCCGUUCAUGUACAGCGAAGCAGUCGAGGAGCGAUCACUGGACCCUGUCAAGAUACACCAAAAUCUCAUUUCGGCAUCAGGAAAGCUUAUGCUUCUGAAUAUCAUGCUGCCUAAGUUGAAGGAAAGAGGCCAUCGAGUUCUUAUUUUCAGCCAGUUCCUGGAUCAAUUGGACAUCAUGGAAGACUUUCUGAAUGGACUUGGCUUUCAGCACAGACGCCUUGACGGCAAAAUCAACAGUCUGGAAAAGCAGAAGCACAUUGAUGCCUUUAAUGAGCCAGGUUCUGAGAUCUUUGCGUUCCUCCUCUCAACGAGGGCAGGGGGCGUAGGUAUCAACCUAGCAACAGCGGACACGGUUAUUAUCCUGGACCCAGACUUUAACCCCCACCAGGACAUUCAGGCCAUUUCGCGAGCUCAUCGAAUUGGACAAAAGAACAAAGUUCUUUGCUUCCAGCUGAUGACGAAGAACUCGGCUGAAGAGAAGAUUAUGCAGAUUGGCCGGAAGAAGAUGGCUCUUGACCACGUGCUAAUUGAGGCCAUGGACGAAGAAGGCGAACCGGACGACCUGGAGUCGAUCUUGAAGUUUGGAGCGUCUGCGCUUUUCAGUGACGACCAGAACGACAAGGACAUCGUCCGCUACGACGACGCAAGUGUCGACAAGCUUCUCGAUCGGUCUGAUAUCGAGCAAACGAAGACCGGCAAUGAUGAGUCCGCCGAAUCACAGUUUUCCUUCGCACGGGUCUGGGCCAACGACAAGGCUGGAUUCGAAGACACCUUGGCUGAAGAGAACGAACCUACAGUUAAUCCGAACGUAUGGGAGGAGAUUCUGGCAGAGCGCGAGGCUGAAGCCAAGCGUAUCGCAGAGCUAAACAAGGAGGUUCUUGGCCGCGGUAAUCGGCGCCGUCGGACAAUCAACUACAAGACUAAUAGUGGUGGCGGUGUCGCUGCCGAGUUCGCGGCUGAUAACAGCGACAGCUCUGAUAAUGACGGGGAAUUUGUUGGUGAGGAUGAAGAGGAGCCAGAUACUGACGCGGAUGAUAGAACCAUGUGGAACAAUUCCAAAGGUAAAGGCAAAUCUGCUGCUACCACUCGAAGGACAACCAGUGCCAGUAAGAAACAGCAAGUUAACAGCUCUACACCACAGAAACCACGUCACCGGAAGCCUCUAAAGAGCAACGUGCCAUCCAACAAGGCCAAACCAGCGACUCCACGAAGAGCAGCACCGCAAAUGCAGCCACCUCUCGGGAAAAAGUCGCAAAAACAGGUUCCCGUAAAGGCAUCCACAAAUGGAGACUUAACUCGGAGCAAAAUGGCCAAGCCGCAGGCGUCGGACCAGCCUAUGGCAGCAGAGAAGCCCUAG
Colletotrichum graminicola M1.001 is the source of this 4710-nucleotide messenger RNA. Its product is annotated as SNF2 family domain-containing protein. Gene Ontology annotation, cellular component: chromatin; nucleus. Gene Ontology annotation, biological process: negative regulation of transcription by RNA polymerase II; chromatin remodeling. Gene Ontology annotation, molecular function: DNA binding; ATP-dependent chromatin remodeler activity; ATP binding. The record is from RefSeq and is a predicted model, not a curated record. The coding region runs from base 1 to 4710 and encodes 1569 amino acids. The transcript has 4 exons. NCBI's taxonomy places the organism in Eukaryota, Fungi, Ascomycota, Sordariomycetes, Glomerellales, Glomerellaceae.